AUGAACGCCGAUGCUUCAGAAUCAUCAUCAGCCGUCCGUCUCUUUGGUUUAAUACAGGGCAGUCGUGUAGGAGAUCCCAUAACUGCCAUGUGCAGUCCUCAGAUGUGGGAGGAAAAUACGGCGGGUUCUGGGGGAUACAUUCUGGCGUUAAGUAGCGGCAAUCUUUAUUUAUUGCCAUCGACACUGAACACGUCUGGAACGAUAUUGUGUCGAUCGGUGAAGUGCGCGGCGCCUCAGAGAGGAUCUUCUGAUGAGAGCUUACCAGAUGUGGUUGUAUGCACCACUAAAGGGAAGAUACUUAUAUACUCCUACUCCGUAUCCUCUGGCGGUUACAUCAAUGCUGCAUCUGGAAGUAGCACGAGUAUGAUAUCAGAAGUGAACGGCAUGAAUGAGGUUCCAAGUGGUGUGGUAUGGUGGCAGGGAUGGAUAGUGUUGGCUGGAGGUCGAUCGAGUCGCAGUGGAUCGUCGUAUGUGGCGGUAUCAAGUGUAGAUGGUGUGGUACGAGAAUUGUGUCCGAUUGAUGGGCCGACUAAUUUGACGCUGAUUCCGGAGGCUCACGAGGUAUUAUUAAUCGGUCAAGAUGGUUUGGGUAUCUUCAUAAGUUUGCCGGGACUGAAAGAGCAGAGUCAAGGUGAAGUGCCUCAUCCGGCGGCUCGUAAUAAUAUUCAGUAUCCGCAAGGAGUGGAGUUAUGCCUACUGGGAAGGUUUAUCAUCAGUGCAUCACCGUUGGAUGGCACGGUCGAUAUAUAUUCUAUUUGGGACCAGAAGCUGGUGCAAUCGUUGACUCUUCCGGAGCCGGUCAUGGCGUUGGGGGCCUCCCCUGCUGUGGUGGAGGAUGCUACUGUGGAAGAUACGGAUCGAGAGAAGACAUGUUUGUCUAUGUUGUUUGGGUACGGCAUCUGGGUCGGUGUAUGGGUUGGUGCCGAUACCAUUUGA
Messenger RNA from Perkinsus marinus ATCC 50983, 936 nucleotides. RefSeq lists its product as hypothetical. The transcript is spliced from 9 exons. The coding region runs from base 1 to 936 and encodes 311 amino acids. The record is from RefSeq and is a predicted model, not a curated record. Gene Ontology annotation, molecular function: protein binding. Lineage: Eukaryota; Perkinsozoa; Perkinsida; Perkinsidae.